CACACACUUUGAGCGCUCAUUGAGCAGCAGCGGACACACACUCGGGAGUCCAGCAGUUGCUCUUUUUGGUGCUUUUCUCCCUCCGCAGACAUGAUACCAAAGGCUCGUCUGGGGAAGCGUUCUCCUCUCGGGGCACUUGUGACCUCCACCUGUCCGGGGGCCCACCCGGAGAUGGGCGAGAACGCAGUCAUGAUGGCGACGGGGCAGCAAGCCACAAGCAGAGCAGACGGCCAUCUCGGAUUAAAGGUAUAUUUCCAGUGUGGAGGAACAGGUGACUCUUCAGUCGAUCGUCUCGAAGGCUCGCCUUUUUCCUGCAACAGAUCUGUGUCCUCCUGCAUCGACGUGCCCAAAAGUCAGAGGAGUCCACAUGAGGUGGACAUGAAUGAGCUGAUGGCAGCGAUGGUUCUCAGCAGUUUGUCCUGUAGCCCACUGCUGCAUAGCCCCGCCCAGCCUGACAUGCCAGUAGCUCAGAUGGAGCGUGCAGGCGGCGAGAUCUCUGACAGCGGCUACUGGAGCGUCGGACAUGCCCACAGAAGCCCGGCUCCUUCUCCACCAAUCAAAGAGUCUGACGCCACCCCAGUCAUGCCUCCUGAUGAGGGUGUGGACAUGGAGCUGGACCAGGUGCUAUUUGAUGUGCCAGCGCCACGGAAGCGCAAGAACUCGGUGAAGCUGGCGUACAGGUGUCUGUGGCCGAGCUGCGGGAAGGUGCUGACGUCUGUGGUGGGAAUUAAACGCCACAUCAGGACGACACACCUGUGCCGCGGCGGCGAACAUGAGCGCUGCUCCCGCAGUGAGGAGGAUUUUUACUACACUGAGAUCAACCAAUGGGAGCAUCCACAGCAGCGGUCACCUCCCCAUUCCGGCCUCUGUGGUUCCUCCCCCGCCUCGCCAGCCGCAUCCCCGUCUUCCCCUCCGAGCCCGCCACCUCCAUCUCCGCCCUCUCUUUCCUGUGCCACCCUGAGCCGCUCCGCCCCCUCGUCUUCUGGCAGCUUCUGGCAGGUCCAAUCAGAACACUCCUACCAGGCUCCUCCUCAGAGUCAACACGUGGUGUCAGCAGCAACCACGCCCUCUUGCCGUUGGACAGCCCCGCCCACCACCUGCCACAAACAGGGUCAGUCGUUUCGGGUGCGCUCGGUCAGCGUGGGAGAGCAGUGGCUGCAGCAUCAGAGCGCCCCCUGCAGGAGGAUUCGCGGCGAGGCCAAAAAGUGUCGUAAAGUUUACGGCAUCGAGCACAGAGACCAGUGGUGCACGGCCUGCCGCUGGAAGAAAGCCUGCCAGCGUUUCCUCGACUGAGGCAACAGGAAGAGGCGGGAAGAACGGAUAGGAAGAAGCUUUUCUGGUGGAUAUUUUUUUUACGUUUUUACAUGUGGAACCAGAAACAUUUUACUUCCUGAACCUGGGCGCGAACAUUCGGCAGCUACGAAGAACUUUUCACGUCGGCGCUGUCAGGACCUCCGAGUCUGAGCACGAUUAAACGAGCACUUCACGGUUUAUUCCACUCUCAGGAGCUGCUCUCUGGACUCUUCGUGCCUCUGCAAACAUUUCUGAAGAAAACAUUUUGAAUGAUCGGAGGCUGAACUAAGACCACUCAGAGGUCAGUUUAUUAGGAACAGCAACUCCAUCUUCAUGGAGGUUUUAAUGUUUGCUUUGUGUUCAAGCUGCUUCAUAUAUCACGUUCAGUUUGAGCUUCUCGUGCUGUCAGUGGGGUGGACAAAAUAAACACCUGUCCAAAGCCCGAGAGUGCAAAGAUCUGAAGCCUGUCCUGGUUUCAGUUUGGUGCUACGAGCUGUGUGGGUAAAUAUUCUGAAGACAUUUACUGACAGUUUGUACUAUUUUUUUAUUAUGGAAAUUAUUCAGUGCUGUUGUUUUUUUUUUUAAGCUCACUGCUCCUAAUAAACUGGUUAUAGUGUAUGCAGCAUCUGUGUAUAUAAAGAUAGAAAUAUAAUGAAAUAGUUUUCUCGGGCCAACGCCGACCGUCAGCAGCUUCUGAGCCGUUUCUCUGAGUGGGGUCGGGCACUCAGAGAAACGGCGGCGAGUUUCUGAGGCUGAAAACGUGAUUUUCCAUCAGAGAAGCAGCUGUUUCCGAACGAUUCAUCCCGUCUAAUGUUUGGGAGCUGAAGCCAUUUCCAUCUCUGUGGGAAACACAUGCAGUAUUGAUCUGUUUACACAGAGUUAUCCUAUCUAUAUUUUAUACCUGCUCUUUUCUGAGAUGUACAGAUGAUGCUAUGGGUCCAAAUGUCUGACGUCAAAAAUCAGAUUCUCCUCCACUUAUUCUGCCUGUUUAUGAAAUCCUGUGGAGUGAAAUCGGAUAAUUUUAUCCAGAUUUCUUUUCUACAUGUCGUCAGUCCUGAUGUAUUAAAUAAAGCAGAAAAAUG
Molecule: messenger RNA, 2375 nt
Organism: Archocentrus centrarchus (flier cichlid)
Lineage: Eukaryota; Metazoa; Chordata; Actinopteri; Cichliformes; Cichlidae
Gene: znf395a
Product: zinc finger protein 395a
Exons: 10
Coding region: 91-1293 (400 amino acids)
Biological process (GO): regulation of transcription by RNA polymerase II
Cellular component (GO): nucleus
Molecular function (GO): DNA-binding transcription factor activity; RNA polymerase II cis-regulatory region sequence-specific DNA binding
Source: RefSeq, a predicted model, not a curated record